Molecule: messenger RNA, 2729 nt
Organism: Chilo suppressalis (striped riceborer)
Lineage: Eukaryota; Metazoa; Arthropoda; Insecta; Lepidoptera; Crambidae
Source: the annotation of a GenBank genome assembly
CUCAACUCGAAGAGGUGAAGCCGCAGAGAGGGGCGCGGGGAGCCACCGACGCGCAUGCGUCAAGCUCGUUUUACCGAGACCGAGACGAUCCCUCCCUCUCUCAGUUGAUUUACAGCCGUCGCGGGUGUGCGCUGCGUCGUCAUGCACCGCUCGCCAACUUUCGCGAUUAGUGAUGUGAUACGAUAUCGAAAUGUGGAUACCAAAUAUUAUUAGGUAUUAUUGACUGUGUGUCCGAAUGGACCGGAAGUGAAACCUUUUGUGAACUAUAUGUUACAGUGAAUGCAUUCUUUGAAACUUUUUUUGGAUUGGUAUCAAAAUGAGGUGGUUCAUAGUGACAAUGAGUGUAAUGAUGUGGGAAAGAACUUUAGCUGGCAUUGCACCACCCGGAUCUUGUCCAGUUGUGUGUGCAUGCAAGUGGAAAGGGGGAAAACAGAGUGCGGAGUGCGUGGAUAGGGCGCUUAUUACCGUUCCAGAGCUAGUAGACCCAGCAACUCAGGUCCUAGACUUGUCUGGAAACAAUUUACAGAUACUACCACAAGAAGCUUUUGCAAGAACGGGAUUGGUUAAUUUACAAAGAGUUUAUCUUCGAAAAUGUAGUAUUGGCCAAAUACACGAUAGAGCCUUCAAAGGCUUAACAAAUUUAGUAGAAUUAGAUCUUUCGCAUAACUUACUCACUCAAAUACCUUCAAACAGUUUUAAGGAUGCUCCAUUCCUACGGGAUUUAAUGUUGUCACAAAAUCCAAUUUUAAAAGUACACUCAGACGCAUUGAGCAAUCUUGGAAGCGUUGUCAAACUCGAUUUGUCAAGAUGCGACAUUAGAGAAAUCGCCUCAGACGCAUUUAGACAUUUACGCUCGCUGGAAUCUUUAAAAUUGGACUACAAUAAACUCAGAGACUUGCCACUGAAUUCAUUAGAAAAAAUUGAAAAACUGCGAGCUAUCGAUUUAUCAGAUAAUCCUUGGACUUGCGACUGUCGACUUCGAGAGCUUAAGCUAUGGUUAGCAAAACAUAAGUUAUUAUCUACUCCUAGUUGUUUUGCUCCAACACGGUUAGCCAACCGACCAUUUGCAGAGUUACCAAUUGAUGAGUUUGCAUGUAAGCCGGAAAUAUUACCGGUAAGCCGACACGUCGAGGCUAAAGUGGGGGAAAAUGCCACUAUAACUUGUAGAACGGAAGCAAUGCCUAGUGCAACUAUAAACUGGUAUUACAAUGGCCGAUUACUUCAAAAUGGAAGCAAUUUCAACUCUCAUCAAAGAGUCUAUGUAUUUGAAGAAGGUGAUUUAAAAAAGAAGUCGUCGUUAAUUUUGACAAAUACACAAGAAACUGAUUCGACUGAGUUUUAUUGUGUAGCUGAGAAUAAAGGGGGCAAUGCAGAAGCUAAUUUCACAGUUCACGUUUCUCAUAUGGCGGCAGGAAUGGCUUCAUUGGGAAGUGCACAAAUAGCAAGCCUGGGAGCUGCAUUAUUCUUAGUGGUUGUGGUUAUUUGUUUAGCGCUCUUGAUAACAUUUGUUCGAUUUAAACCAGCUCCUAUUUGUGAAAGUAAAACUCCGAAUACUAUAGAACGAGUAGUGUCUGGGAAUGAAGUACAUCCAACUCCGACGGAUAGACCGCAUGUUGCUGUCUUGGCUAAUAGACAGGAAUCUACGAAUUAUAAUGAUCAAAAGUGCAAUCCCGUAUCAAAACCUCCAAGAGCCAACGAUAUACCUUACACCACAAAUCACUACGAAGGUAGAGGAAGUGUCGUUACCGCUGGUGGACCUGUAGUAGUAUCGCCAACAGUCUCUGGGAGUAUUGACCCCGAUCUCAUCAAUGACACGAGGCCAGACACUAGUGUGCGACCUGGAAGCGGCGAAUAUGCACGAGAAGGAUCUGAUUCGCUAUAUCCUUCUGGUCUUUGGGAUCAAAUGAAAAUGAAUCAGGCAAAUAACCUAUCAAGGGCAAUCAGCUCGGCCAUACCUGCAUAUUAUAAUGACCGUACGCCCAUAAUAGAAAACUGUAGCGUGAAUGGAUCACAGGAGGAGUUGGGUUAUAUGAGUCGUACGUUUCCACGGUCACAUGCUAUGACAACGGCGCCAGCAGUAGAUGCUCCUUACCCGCCAGACUAUGGGCUGCCAGUGGGCGGAGCACGAACUCUUCGUGUUUGGCAAAGGGCCCCACCGGUGUUGCCACCAGUUUCGGCGCUCAAGCGAGUACUCACUAUUACCAGGCCUGCCGCAGAUGACGGCUUUCAGGAUGGCUGCGCAACGGAUGUUUGAAGGCCCUAUUGUUACAUAUCUAGAUGGCAUGUCAUAUAUUGUACAUUGUUGUAUUCUUUAAGUUAGAAAUCGUCUAUACGUACGUACGAUAUGUGUAAUUUAUACCUACACAGGUUGUUAGUGUAAUAUUUUUUGUAUUAUAUAAUUUAUUUAGAUAAUGGAAGGUAACAUUGGAUCCCAUCGGGAAGGAUCCACGACUGAUUAGUUGAACGAUGUAAGUGUAAAAUAAGACGUGAUAUGGAAGGUAUUGUUUAUGAUCGCCAAAUUAUUUAAAUUAUGUACUGAUUAUAAAAUAUAUUAUCAUGAUUGUUAAAGUUCAAGUAAGAUGUUACAAUAAAAAUAAUAAUAUUUACAGUAUAAGAGAAAUACAUGCAUUAGUAUCCAAAGAUAUCCAAAUGCCCUUAAUGAAAGUAAUAUAAAGUUAUGUUAUUGAUAUUGUAAUGCACGAUCAAUGUUAAUUGAUGUACGAUAAUAA